Aedes aegypti (yellow fever mosquito) is the source of this 3261-nucleotide messenger RNA. RefSeq names its product mitogen-activated protein kinase ERK-A (gene rl). NCBI's taxonomy places the organism in Eukaryota, Metazoa, Arthropoda, Insecta, Diptera, Culicidae. Gene Ontology annotation, cellular component: cytoplasm; nucleus. Gene Ontology annotation, biological process: intracellular signal transduction; protein phosphorylation. Bases 806 to 1966 code for a protein of 386 amino acids. Gene Ontology annotation, molecular function: MAP kinase activity; ATP binding. The transcript is spliced from 8 exons. The record is from RefSeq and is a predicted model, not a curated record.
CCACACAUCGAAACACUUUUGCGCGUUCGUUCGUUUCGUUUCGUUUCGUCUCCCGGUUUGUUCGACUCGCACGGAUUUCGGAAUAUCUUUUUCUGCUGGUGGACAUUCUGCUCUGUUCUCAAUCACGUUUGCGCUUGGCUUUCUGUCGGUCGUCGAUCCUCUAGCCUAGUUAGGUCCUCCCAGGACACACAGGAUACGCGUUUCGGUCGUCGAGAGUCUGCGAGGAAGAAGGGCAUCCAGAGUCCAGAUAGGAAAAGUUCUCUCGGAAGUUCGGUCAGUCGCUCAUUUGCGUUCCAAAAGUGCUUCGGUGCGGUACGGAUUGUCCGUUUGUGUUGGCCGGUCGUGUGACGAGUGUUUCCAAGCUUCGAAAUUCCUUCCAGCAACAGGAGGAAUCCAUCAUAUCCGGCGGUCAAGUUCUAGUUUGGUGAAAUCCGUCGCCGGAAGAUUGUGAAGAAAUCUGGAAAAGAGAGAAGCAACAAGUGCCGUUUAACACGAGGUUGUGUUUUUCUUCGCUUUUGUACAACAAGUGGUGCAUGCAUUGAAAAGUGGUGAUAGUAAAAAUCUAAAAAUAAAGUGAUCAAAGAAGUUUGUAAAGUGCGGCGUAUAAGGUAGUGACGAGUGCGGAGUGAAAGUUCCGACGAUUAUCCCUACGAAAUACGUAUAAUCUUAACAGAAGAUAUAUAUUCUAAAAUAAAAGCAUAAUCAAAUCAAACCCUCAGCAACGAGCGUUCUCUAGGUUGCUAGGAAGUUUCGAUCUCUGUCUAUUUCUCGUUUAAAAAAGAAAAGAAAAAAAAUCUGGUGAAAAAUGGCGGAAGCCGCCGGUCAGAACAACAACGCCGCCAGCGCCCAAGCCGGUCCAGCUGGCGCUUCCAACAAUGGCGUCACCAAUACCAACCCCAACGCCGAGGUCAUUCGGGGCCAGCUGUUCGAAGUGGGACCCCGCUACAAUCAGUUGGCGUACAUUGGAGAGGGUGCCUACGGAAUGGUUGUAUCUGCCGUGGACACUGUGACAAAGACAAAGGUUGCCAUCAAAAAAAUAUCCCCCUUCGAGCACCAGACCUACUGUCAGAGAACGUUACGGGAAAUCAAAAUCCUCACCCGGUUCAAACACGAGAACAUCAUAGACAUAAGAGAUAUCCUGCGGGUGCCUAGUAUAGAACAGAUGAAAGAUGUAUAUAUUGUUCAGUGUUUAAUGGAGACUGAUCUAUACAAACUGCUGAAAACACAGAGACUUAGUAACGAUCAUAUCUGCUAUUUCCUGUACCAAAUUCUGCGCGGUCUCAAAUACAUCCACUCGGCGAACGUGCUCCACCGGGAUCUGAAACCGAGCAACCUGCUGCUGAAUACGACUUGUGAUUUAAAGAUUUGUGAUUUCGGUCUCGCACGAGUGGCUGACCCGGAACAUGACCACACCGGCUUCCUGACGGAGUACGUUGCCACUAGAUGGUACCGAGCGCCGGAAAUCAUGCUCAAUUCCAAGGGUUACACCAAAUCGAUCGACAUCUGGUCGGUGGGCUGCAUACUGGCGGAGAUGCUCAGCAACCGGCCCAUCUUCCCCGGCAAGCACUACCUGGACCAGCUGAACCACAUCCUGGGCGUGCUGGGUUCGCCCUCCCAGGAGGACCUCGAGUGCAUCAUCAACGAGAAGGCCCGCAGCUACCUGCAGUCGUUGCCGUACAAACCGAAGGUCCCGUGGUCCCGGUUGUUCCCCAAUGCCGACUCGAAUGCGCUGGACCUGCUCGGCAAGAUGCUCACCUUCAACCCGCAUAACCGAAUUUCGGUCGAGGAAGCCCUGGCGCAUCCGUACCUCGAGCAGUACUACGAUCCCGCCGAUGAGCCCGUGGCCGAGGAACCGUUCCGCAUCGCCAUGGAACUGGACGACCUACCCAAGGAGACACUGAAGCGAUUAAUCUUCGAGGAAACGCUACGAUUCAACCACAACGAUAACCACCCGGAUGUAAUGUAAUUUCCCGGAUGGAGGGAGCACCCUUUUCCCCAAAGCUCGAAUCUGGACGGAAUUUUCCCGGUGGUUCUCAUUACACACUCCGACAUAUGCACACAGUUUUCUUUAAAGGAAGCAUUUCCUUCAGCAAAAACCCUCUGCUCUCAUUUUUUUUUUUCCUUCUGCAUUCGUUAUUUACGUCACCGAGUAGGCUGUGAGGUGCAGGAAAAAUGAUUCUAAUCGCCUGCAAAGCCUACUGUUCAAAGGGUCGCAUAAGCAGUCAGUGUAGGACCAGGAAAAUACACCCAUAACUCAUUUCCACACCCCCCGUUUCAUCACCGGUUGAGGUCAAUCAUGGAUUAUACAUAUGUAAUGAAUAGUCUAGCAGUUACUACUGAAAUCACGUUAGUUUUACGUUAAAGCAUGCCAACAUACAAAACAAAAAUCUGAACAAAAAGUGCAUGGAAACAAAGAACAAUUUUUCACAUAGCUCUAGGAUUAGGUCUACAUACGGAAGGUGCGAUCUCGACCGUAAUUUGAUUUUUAACACGUUUUCUUUGCCAGUAUCCAAUAUAUUUUUUAGAAAACAAAUCAUUUAUUAUUGUAGGAGCAACAGUUAGCAAUAAUUUUCACAUAUGUCCUGUGUGAUAAGCGAUUAGUUUAGUGGAAGUCUUUGUUUUAUUUUACGCUAGGAGGUCGAAUCAUUUCGUUGCAAUCCAAAAGUAUCCAAAUAAUUUUAGGUCAAAUUUAUUAGGUUGGAAAAAAUGUGGCUACCAGGCUAUUAGGUUCGCUGUAGAGAGCGAGACGAGAGUGUGCGUGUGAGAGAGAGCAAAAUGAUGAUGUAAGUAAAAACAAAACCUGCAAAUAGUUAAAACCAAAAUCUUUAGUAAUCGGAAAAAAAGCAGCCUACUAAGGGAGAUGUGUACAGAAGGAAGAAAACCGACGAAAAUACUUGAGAUUCUGAUAUCCUGCGCCUAAUUGUUGACUGUUUUACAAAAAAGAAAACGAGAAGAAAGAUAUACGAGCGCAAUGUUUGUAAGAUAUUAGAACUGCACAGAAAAAGUCACAAGCACCGAGCACGUCUUGCGUCCCCCUCCCAUUUGUCUGAUCAUUAUAUGCGUACGAGAUUCCAUCAUAUGUAUAAUUGUGAAUUAUAUCAUUAAUCGUCAUUGUUCGUUCGUAUGCUGCGUCCAAAUCAGUUUCACCAUAAAAUCAAUCGGCGCAAACUGACAGUCAUAAUACCUAGGUGUUUCGAUUUUUUUAAAUACUAAGAAUGGAUUAUCGCUUGUAAUUAUAGGUAACUGUUUGAUCAUAUUGAA